Molecule: messenger RNA, 1751 nt
Organism: Anoplophora glabripennis (Asian longhorned beetle)
Lineage: Eukaryota; Metazoa; Arthropoda; Insecta; Coleoptera; Cerambycidae
Product: glutathione synthetase
Exons: 9
Coding region: 181-1671 (496 amino acids)
Biological process (GO): glutathione biosynthetic process
Cellular component (GO): cytosol
Molecular function (GO): ATP binding; glutathione synthase activity; glutathione binding
Source: RefSeq, a predicted model, not a curated record
UCCAUAAUCAAACGUCAAAUAUCAAUCAUGAAAUUUUAACUGAUUUAGCUGAUUUUAAUAUAACCCGAUUUUCUGUGUUAUGUGAAUUUAAAUUUUUUGUUUUUUUUCCCGUUAAUUGCGUAUUUGAUAACUUUUAUCAAGUGUUGAUUUUAGUAUUUAUAUAUCUAUACACAGUGAAAUAUGUCACAGAAGAAUCCUCAUCUUCCAAGUUGCAUUCCUGUGCCCAUAUCUGAAGAUGUGUUGAAGGAACUCGUAGAAAAAGCAAAAGAUUGGGCUAUAAUGCAUGGUGCUGCUAUGAGAUCUAAAGCCUGUUUUAGUGAGGAUUCUCUUAAUUUUGCUCCUUUCGUUUUAUUGCCAUCAACUUUUCCCAGUAAGGAAUUUAGACGAGCUGUUGAAGUACAGAUUAUUUUAAAUGAAUUAGUGCACAGAGUUGCUCACAACAGAGAAUUUCUGACAACUACGCUUAAAGAAACAAUCCAGGUAGAUGAAUUCACUGGGAAUUUGUUCAAAAUAUAUGAAACUGUUCAAGAUGAGGGUGUAACACAACCGUUGAGUCUGGGCCUCGUAAGAAAUGAUGUGAUGUUGGAAGCUGCUCUUCCUGACUCUACAGAUAAGAAAGCUAGCUCCGAGCACUUGCCUGUUUGCUGUUUGAAGCAAGUGGAGUUCAAUACAAUUGCCUCUGGCUUUGGAUGGCUGGGACCUGUCUCUGCUGAUAUUCAGAGGUAUGUUUUACAAGAACUGGGGUGUUUUGAACAUAUUCAAAAUCUGCCAGAGAACAAUGCACUAGCGGGAUUGUGUCAAGGGAUGUUGGAAGCUUGGAAAAUAUACGGAGAUCCCAAGGCGGUGAUCUUAUUUAUAGUGGAAGAUGUUACGUAUAAUAUUUGUGAUCAGCGGCUCCACGAAUUUAAAAUUCGUGAAUUAAACCCUCACGUUAAAGUGAUUAGGAGGACACUGACACAAGUCGGCGAUAAUGGGUCAUUAAAUUCGAACAAUGAGUUAAUCAUAGAUGGCCUUGUGGUUAGUGUAAUCUAUUUCAGAGCAGGUUAUGAACCGGGACACUAUCCAAGUAAAAAAGAAUGGGAUGCAAGGUUGUUGAUGGAAAGGUCUCAAGCCAUUAAGAGUCCUUCUAUCCAGUACCAUUUAGCCGGUACGAAAAAAGUACAGCAGGCUCUCGCCAAAUCUGGAAUACUAGAAUUGUUUCUUACUGAAGCGAAGAAAAUCGAAAGUGUUAGAGAUAUAUUUACAGGACUCUAUGGAUUGGACUUUGACGAAUUCGGUGAUCAGGCUGUCCAAAUGGCUCUAAAUGAACCAGAUAGAUUUGUGUUGAAACCGCAAAGGGAAGGUGGCGGAAAUAAUUUUUAUGGAUCCGAAGUAAGGGAAGUCAUGUUACAAAUGAAGGAUAGCAGAGAAAGAACGGCGUGGAUCCUUAUGGAAAGAAUCCUACCACCGCUCUCAACUGGGUACAUUGUAAGACCGGCUGGAUCAAAUCCGCCACCGCUGUGCGAGAUGGUAUCGGAACUUGGAAUAUUUGGUGUAAUAAUAGGGGAUUCAGAGAAAAUUUUGGUGAACAAACAAGUGGGACAUAUGCUAAGAACCAAAGUGAGCACGGCAAACGAAGGGGGAGUGGCAGCAGGUUUAGGGGCGUUAGACAGUCCUUAUUUAAUAGAUUGACUUUCAAAUUUUUAGUAAAAAAUUGCAUUUAUUUUUUUAUCAAUUGUUCAGAUUUUAUAUAUAUUUUAAUUAAAUGUUGA